CCGAAAAAGCCCCUGCCCUUUCUUAUAGCCCAAGCCAUCCCUUCUUCCCGGAGCCGGAGACUCCUCCAUCCUAAACUUUCCCCAAUCCAAAUCCCCCAUCCAAUCUCUUCUCCUCCUUCUCCUCCGGAACCCUAGCAGGCCGAGGUACAUGACCCUUCCCUCCUCCUCGUCCCCCUCCGCCCCGGCGGCAGCGGCGGCGGCGGCGGCGGCCGAGCCGGACGACCCCACCUCGCUCGCCCCGGGCUUCCGCUUCCACCCCACCGACGAGGAGCUCGUCUCCUACUACCUCAAGCGCAAGGUGCUGGGCCGCCCGCUCAAGGUGGACGCCAUCGCCGAGGUCGACCUCUACAAGCUCGAGCCAUGGGACCUCCCCGCCAGGUCGCGCCUCCGCAGCCGCGACUCCCAGUGGUACUUCUUCAGCCGCCUCGACCGCAAGCACGCCAACCGCGCCCGCACCAACCGCGCCACCGCCGGCGGGUACUGGAAGACCACGGGAAAGGACAGGGAGGUCCGCCAUGGCCCCAUGGUUGCUGGGAUGAAGAAGACACUCGUCUUCCACUCCGGCCGCGCCCCCAAGGGCGAGCGCACCAAUUGGGUCAUGCACGAGUAUCGCCUUGAGGGCGACGGCGCCGCCGGGAUCCCGCAGGAUUCAUUUGUGGUAUGCCGGAUCUUCCAGAAAGCUGGCCCUGGUCCACAGAAUGGAGCACAGUACGGAGCUCCCUUCGUUGAGGAGGAGUGGGAUGCCGAUGAUGUUGGUCUGCUGCCACUGGAAGGAGAUGCGGACGUCGAUGCUGAGCGUGAGGCUCCUGGUGCUAUGGAGAAAGGAUAUCUUCAGAUGAGUGACCUCAUUCAGGACUGCGGCGGUCAAAAUGAGAAUGGUGGUGUUGCUUUGCCAGUUUCUGACAGUUCAAAUAAUAGCAACCAUUCUGAAGUUGCAGAAGGAAAUUCAGGGGACAUUUUGAAUGACCCAAAUCUUGGUUCUAAUUUUCUUCAGCAUGUUGAUCCUGGAGAACAAAAUAGCCUAAUGCUGAAUGGAAAUAUGUUAUCUAAUGCCAAUGGUGGAGAUCUUUUAAAUAGUUCUAGCCCCAGUAAUGCGUUCAUGGAGCUGAAGGAUUUAGGGUAUCCGUUAGGCAAUGAUUCUGGUGGUUCAGACUGGAGAACACCUCACAGCUUCGAGCAUGUAAAUGGGGCUAACAAUGAGGCUCCUCCCAUCACUGGUGAACAUAUUUUCCAGCCAGACGAGUUGGAACAGUUGUUGCAGUCACUGCAAGAUGACUCCCCUUUGGGCUCAACUAUCACUGAUGUCCCACAGUCUUCUCUAACAAAUUCAGUUCAGCCAGAGGAUGAUUUUCUGAUGUUCCAUGAUGCACCCUUUGAUUCCACAAUGUUCAAUGAUGGUUUUGGGCAGUCUGCUGGAUUUCUUGGUUCCCCAGUAACGAAUCUAUCUGGUAUUGGCAUGGUGGAUGAUGGUAUGCCAUACUACGAUGCAAUUGAUGAUAACUUAUUUAAUGAUAUGAUGUGCUCUGGACAGCAGUCAGCUGGUAGUGGCUCCCAUCUUUUUAAUGGGCCAGUCCUUAGCCAAGAGGUCAACAAUACCACCUAUACAUAUAGUCCAACUCAAAAGGUUUUAGAACCUAAUUUUGUAGUUGGUGCCCCGUCAUCUGCUAGGUUACCUGAAGCUGGUAGUCAGUUAAAUUGUAAUUUACCAGAUGCCCCUGCUAGGAGAGGCGCUAUUGUAAACCAUUUUGUAAAGGUGUUGGAUUCCAUCACCGGCCCCAAUGCUUUUGCAUCAGAGUUCCCGCCCAACCUUCGCAAAUCCCUGGCUCCUAUUUCUGGAGCACACCCUAACACCAUCAGUGUGUCUACUGAAGUAAUCAGCAUGGAAAAGGGAAGCCUAACCGUCGCUUCUCGACAAGACAAGUGGUCCUUCCAGAAGGGCGAAGACAUGGAGCUGCUGUUCUCCACAGGCUCUGAGCCUGGAACCCGCAUGCACUGCGGCGGCUGCAACACCAUAACUGCGGUGCUGAGGAGUGGCUUUUGUCUUUUCUUCUUGUCGGCAAUAAUGCUCCUAGUGAGCUGCGAGGUGGGGUUGUGCAUCUACGGCAAGUAGCGUGCCGGCCUUACCUGGUAUUUGGUAUAAAUAUCAUGACAUUAGGUAAUAGUAUGUGUAUUGAGGCAGAGAACUGGGGACCUCCUGCUGCUGGCCUAAAUGUAUUGUGCAUUGCAUGACAUGAACGUUCUGCAACACUGGCAGUACCGUUUUGCAGCUCCAGAGCUAGUGUUGUAUGUAUGAAUUCCUCCAGUGCUAUUAGUAUUAGUAGUAAUUAGUACGCGUGAAUUGCUUAAUAAUCAGUAAUGCUGCCAUUAUUAUCGGUUCAUGUUCCUGGUUCCAAUGGCCAGUUUUUAGCUGUAAAUAUAUUAUCCUCACAAGUUUGCAACAUGAUUGUCGCAGAAUUUAAA
Messenger RNA from Brachypodium distachyon (stiff brome), 2460 nucleotides. RefSeq names its product NAC domain-containing protein 53. The transcript is spliced from 5 exons. Gene Ontology annotation, molecular function: DNA binding. Lineage: Eukaryota; Viridiplantae; Streptophyta; Magnoliopsida; Poales; Poaceae. The record is from RefSeq and is a predicted model, not a curated record. Gene Ontology annotation, biological process: regulation of DNA-templated transcription. The coding region runs from base 149 to 2110 and encodes 653 amino acids.